AGCAGUUGAUCUCUGGGUUGGCAACGGGUCCUCAGCGGUGGGCCUCCUUCUGGACCAGCAAUGAUUCACAGCCUCUUCCUCAUCAACUCCUCUGGAGACAUUUUCCUGGAGAAACACUGGAAGAGCGUGAUCAGCCGUUCGGUUUGCGACUACUUCUUCGAGGCUCAAGAACGAGCUUCGGAGGCCGAAAAUGUGCCCCCGGUGAUCUCCACCCCUCACCAUUAUCUUCUGAGCGUGUAUCGACACAAGAUCUUCUUCGUGGCCGUGAUCCAAACAGAAGUGCCACCGCUUUUCGUCAUUGAGUUUCUUCACCGGGUGGUGGAUACGUUUCAGGAUUAUUUUGGAGUCUGCUCUGAGGCGGUCAUCAAGGACAACGUGGUGGUGGUCUAUGAAGUGCUUGAGGAGAUGCUGGACAAUGGCUUCCCCUUGGCUACAGAGUCCAAUAUUCUGAAGGAGCUGAUCAGACCGCCGACAAUCCUCCGGACGGUUGUCAAUACAAUCACAGGAAGCACCAAUGUGGGAGAGCAGCUCCCCACAGGGCAGCUGUCCGUGGUGCCCUGGCGACGGACCAGCGUGAAGUACACCAACAACGAAGCCUACUUUGAUGUGAUUGAGGAAAUAGAUGCCAUCAUCGACAAAUCAGGUUCCACAAUUACAGCUGAAAUCCAAGGGGUGAUUGAUGCCUGCGUGAAACUGACUGGAAUGCCUGACCUCACCCUCUCCUUCAUGAACCCCAGAUUGCUGGAUGAUGUCAGCUUCCACCCCUGCGUGCGUUUCAAGCGGUGGGAAUCCGAACGCAUCCUGUCCUUCAUCCCCCCUGAUGGGAACUUCCGCUUGCUCUCUUAUCACGUCAGCGCUCAAAACUUAGUGGCCAUCCCCGUCUACGUGAAGCACAACAUCACCUUCCGAGAUAGCAGCUCCCUCGGCCGCUUUGAGAUCACCGUGGGGCCCAAGCAGACCAUGGGGAAGACGGUGGAGGGGGUCCUGGUAACCAGCCAGAUGCCCAAAGGAGUGCUUAACAUGACCCUCACACCUUCCCAGGGGACACACACGUUUGAUCCUGUCACAAAGCUCCUGACAUGGGACGUGGGGAAGAUCAACCCUCAGAAGCUGCCCAGUUUGAAGGGGACGAUGAGUCUUCAGGCAGGGGCCUCCAAGCCUGACGAGAAUCCCACCAUUAACCUCCAGUUCAAAAUCCAGCAGUUGGCGAUCUCUGGUCUGAAGGUGAACCGUUUAGACAUGUACGGAGAGAAGUACAAGCCUUUCAAAGGGAUCAAGUACAUGACCAAGGCUGGGAAGUUUCAAGUCCGGACCUAAGACAGCUUCUGCCCAGGAGAAGACGUGGGAUUACUCCUCCACCUCUGCUCUCCUCUUCCUCAUGGUUGCUUCUUGAUGUGACCCAUCUGGAUGUCUUCUGAGACAGGC
This is a messenger RNA of Protobothrops mucrosquamatus (brown spotted pit viper), 1425 nucleotides long. It is a transcript of the gene AP3M2, whose product is annotated as adaptor related protein complex 3 subunit mu 2. The transcript has 8 exons. Lineage: Eukaryota; Metazoa; Chordata; Lepidosauria; Squamata; Viperidae. The coding region runs from base 61 to 1317 and encodes 418 amino acids. Gene Ontology annotation, biological process: intracellular protein transport; endocytosis. Gene Ontology annotation, cellular component: clathrin adaptor complex; cytoplasmic vesicle. The record is from RefSeq and is a predicted model, not a curated record.